Molecule: messenger RNA, 537 nt
Organism: Metarhizium acridum CQMa 102
Lineage: Eukaryota; Fungi; Ascomycota; Sordariomycetes; Hypocreales; Clavicipitaceae
Source: RefSeq, a predicted model, not a curated record
AUGAAGUACUCCGUCGCAGCAGUCACUUUGCUCGCUGGCCUUGGCUGCACGCAGGGCGUCCGUCGGCAAGACACCCGCCUCUUUUCUGUCCCGUCUCAGCCGACGCCCAACGAGUCCACUCCCACCGCCGUCUUCACCAUCCUCCCCGUCUCUACGGGCUCGGCCUCGGGGCCAGGCUCCUCGGGAGCCUCCCAGCCCUCCGAAACGAUUGCCCCAACUACCAUGGGCCAUAUAACGCCCGAUCCGACGACUAGCGGCGUCACCCCAACCAUUACUUCCUCAGUACGGGUCACCGCUCCAGGAUCCUCCGCUCCAGGAUCCUCCGCUCCAGGAUCCUCUGCCUCGGGAUCCUCUGCCCCAGGCUCCUCUGCCCCUGGUUCUUCUGCUUCUGGGAGUGCCACGCAAUCCGGUACGAGGAGCGGUUCCAGCACCGGCACACCUAGCACCACGUCGAAUCCGGCUGCUGCCCCUACCGCCUUUGGAAGCAAUCUCGUUGCCGGUGUUAUUGCUCUCGCUGGGCUGGCUGUGGCUAUUUAA